CCUGUCCGCCCUGUCCUCCGCUACUCUCCCGACGUCCCGUCGGAGCCGUGCCCCCGAGACCGCCCCGUCGCGUCGGCGUGCUCCCGGAGCUCGAUGCCCGGCCCGUUUCCCGCCGAGAUAAGAGCUGCGCCCCUUCCCCCUCCUCUCCCUCUUCUUCCCCCGUUUCUUCUCCCUCCUGCUCUCCUCCUCGUGUUCUUCCUCUCCGCCGGCCGCUUUUCCCAUCUGCUCUGCAAUCUGAGGAUCUAUGAGCCCAUGCGCCUCUUGUCGCCGCCGGUCUUUCCCUUGCUUGCGCGUUGAUAGAUCCUAGCCUCAUAUCUGUGCUCAUCCUGAUGUUCUGCAGGAGCUGGAUUGGAGAGGGGCCGAGCCGCACCAGGCUUUCGUCCAGGCCCCCCGUCGGAGCAGUCCCCAGGUGGCGGCGAGCGGCGUUCGUACACAAGCGUGCGCUGCCCCUCCCAUUGGAGCAGUUGGCCAGGACGUCCAGUCCCAUCGGCGCGUGCCCCUGUGGAUUUGAAGCCGAGAUAAGUUACUCCUUCCCAUCUCUCUUCUUCCUCUCGCCCUGGUCACGGAUGUUGCCUUCUCGCUCCCCACCUCCCUUCCUCCUCCUGUUUCCCUCUCGCUAACAUCUGUUGUAGAUCUGUGAGCUCCAGCCCUUCGCGCGCUUCUCUUUCUGCUGCUUUGGACCAGCUGCGCCUUCACCUGAUCCGCCAGUUCUUGCUCUUCCAGUGCAGGUGCAGAUGCGGCCAUGGAUUCGGUGACCUAGGCCGAGGAACGCCCUUUGCAGCUGUUUUCUUGGGUUUGAGCAGCACGAUCUCAACAAUCUCUUCCUGUGUUUGGCAAGCAAUAUUCUUGGGUUCGAGCAGCAACGACUCAUGCCUGAGAUUGAUAGUCUCAUUAGGACAAGGCUUUGGUUGCUGCUGCAGAUGCACCUGGUAGCUCCUCUACAAAGACAUGGAAAAGCACUACAAAGAAAAGGUCCUGUCCAUCCCCUAACAAGAAAGUUGCUAAGAAGAUAUUUACUGGUGAAGAAACUGCAGAUAGCAGUGGUGGCAGUGAUGGUGGUGCAGCCACCUCUGAUUAGAACAGUUGCAGCUUUGUGUGCCCUUCGUCUCUGGCAAGAAGAGUCCAGUGCAUGGGACCUGGAGCCUGCAUUGACCUCAAUCUGCAAACUGUGUAGCAUGGUGACUAGCUUUUGGUUUCAGGUAGUAUUCAAAGCUACCAGCUAGGUUGUUUGGUAGCUAUACAUACUUGCUGUUACAUGUAGAUUUAUGGUGCUCGGAUGUACUGUAAUAUUGAUGCUCCAAAUGCCAGACAAACACCUGAUGUUAGGAUAGAGUGAUGCUCAGAUGUAACCAUGAUGAUCGGAUGUACUUUGAUGUUGAUGAUUGAAUUGCCGGACAGACACCUGAUGGAUAGGAUAGCUCGGUGCUCGGAUAUGUUGUAAUAUUUAUUAUUCAGAUGAUGGACAGACACCUGACGGCUAGGGUAGCUUGGUGCUUAGAUGUGCUGUAAUAUUUAUGAUCAAAUGCCGGAUAGACACCUAUGUUAUCAAGUUAAUCAUCGGUUUGCUACCAAA
Molecule: messenger RNA, 1573 nt
Organism: Panicum virgatum (switchgrass)
Lineage: Eukaryota; Viridiplantae; Streptophyta; Magnoliopsida; Poales; Poaceae
Exons: 6
Coding region: 870-1223 (117 amino acids)
Source: RefSeq, a predicted model, not a curated record